This is a messenger RNA of Capsaspora owczarzaki ATCC 30864, 2266 nucleotides long. RefSeq lists its product as hypothetical. The transcript is spliced from 4 exons. Gene Ontology annotation, cellular component: cytoplasm; nucleus. Gene Ontology annotation, molecular function: protein binding. Gene Ontology annotation, biological process: regulation of barbed-end actin filament capping. The coding region runs from base 1 to 2109 and encodes 702 amino acids. NCBI's taxonomy places the organism in Eukaryota, Filasterea, Ministeriida, Capsasporidae. The record is from RefSeq and is a predicted model, not a curated record.
AUGCUUGCAGCGGCCACUUGCAUGGGACCGGACAUUUCCGGGUUUGCCAAGUUUGUGCAGAGCAGCGACUUUCCAGGGUGGAUGGCAUGCCUCGCUUCACCGACAGAGCUUCCAAUGCUUGCUCACGCUUCUACAGCAGCAACAGCAGCGGCAGCAGCAGCAACAACAGCAGGACCAAGUCGCCCGACACGAGCAACAACGGCAACAAUUGUCUCCAACCCGAAGGUGCCAGAGUUGAUUGCGCGCCCGCCAAUGCACCCAUCCAAUCCGUUCAUUCUGAAAAACGACGCUGGCGUGCAUGGAAAUCCCAACCAAGCCCUGGGCUUGUUCAGCCUACCUGCUGAAUUGAUCGAGCUCAUUACCGACAUGCUCAGCCUGCCGGAUUUGUGGCGCCUGUCCGGGACGUGCCGGGCGGCCCGAACGUUCUUUUUCCAACCCGACAUUUGGAUUCGCCGAACGCGACAGUUGCUGGCCAACAAUGGUCUGAAGCCGGACCUGUACAUGGCUAGCAUCGCGCAUGCCGUGUCGAGCGUUCCCACCAACUGGAAGGAGGCAUUCACUCGGUUGCAGCACGUUUCGUUCUGCGCUCAUGUUAGCAUUCUCCCGACAAAUUCGCCACCCGAGCAGCAGUACUUUGACCUGCUUCUCGCCAAGGCCACGCGAUUCCCUGGCCAGUAUCUGUCCGUGCAAUUGCUCGCACGCUACCACCGCCUGCAGCCGUUUUUUGUCGACCACACGGCAAGCAAGCGAUCCCGCCACUCUGCCCUGUCCCGCGCCAUCAUGGCACGCAACUUUCCCAUGGUGAAAUACUUUCUCCACCACAAGGUCUCGCCGAACUGCCAUGAAACUGUGGCCAUGCCUCCAAUCGUGUCGGCGGUCGAAAUCAACAAUGUUGAAAUGAUUCAGCUGCUGGCUGCAGCAGGCGCGCAUGUCAACGGAGAGCCCAACAGCAAGCGAUGCGACUCUUCAUCACGAGCCAUCAUUCGCGCCGUCACUCAAGGAAAGCGCGACUGCGUGGCUGCACUGCUGGCUCUUGGCGCCGACCCCAAUACCAUUGUGUCGGGCUACCAUAGCCAUUCCGUGCUGGCUCUGAAUGUACUGCAGCUAAAUCGCAACGGUGCCACCGCUGCCGAACUUGCGGACGAACUGGAUAUUACGCGACUGCUGCUGGCGGCAGGAGCCGACCCUAAUGCGGGUCAUGCCUUCCAUCUUGCGUGCGAGGGCUCCAAUCUGGACGCCUUGGAGACUCUCAUCAAGCACGGCGGCGACGUCAAUUCGCGACGCACCAAUUCUCUCAAGCUGCCCAUCGAAGUUGCUGCCGCCAAGGGAAAUGUGCCCGCGGCGGAAGUCCUUCUCAAACACGGCUCCUUGCCCGAACUCGGCGGGUUUGCAACCUACCUGCAGAUCAUGCUGGCUGCAAUGAAGGACUCGAGCAAUCUGUCCCCUGAAGCGGAGAGCGACCUUGCGCUUGUCGAUUCCAAGGUCCAAACCACGCCUCGGAUGGUGUUCCGCGAGGAGCAACUCCUCGACACGCUGCGCUGGCUGAUUGAGCGGAACGUUCCAUUCGUGGGCAAGGCGGCCAUUCUUGUGGACGCCGUUCAAGCCAAUGCCUAUCAUCUGGUCGAGCAUUUGCUCGAUCACGCCGCGGACAUUGGUCUGGAUGUCAAUCUCGGCGACUGCAUCGGCCGAACUGCACUGUCACGCGCUAUGGGCUCGGGUCGCUUGCACUUUGUGGACGCACUCGUGCGCCAUGGUGUCGAUAUCGACAUUGCCGACGUCGAUGGCCGGCUUGCGGUGGACAUGGCGUUGCAAGCCGAGCGCUAUUCCGCGCUGCUCAUCCUCGUUCGUCACCAUCCACAAUACUUGCUGGCCUUGCCAGAAGCUGCGCGUGAGCGACUGAUGCCACACCUACCAGAGGACGUUGUGGCUGCAGCGCAAAGGACUCGCCUCGACUCGAAAGUGUCCGAGGCACUUUUGCAGGCCAUCGAGCGCGCUCGCACCCCAGCCAUGUACAUUCCGUCGCCUCUCAUGGACGGUGGCUCCUCACGCUCGUUUUCAGGCAAGCUAUUCCGGGCAUGGCGUUCUGUUACUCGUCGCCUUCGUUCUUAAUAGCUUUUGGUUUGGGUUGUUGUUUCGGUUUUGUGAUUGUUGUUGUUGUUUUGGUUUUUGUUGUCAAAUUUCGAAAUGUACACGAUUUGAGCUUUUGCUACGGUUAGCAAAGCGCUCUAACGCAAAGAUCCGGUAUUAGUAAAGUAAUUGGUGAGUG